AUGAUAAAUAUUGUUCUAAAUGGAUCAUUCACCAAAGCUGCAACAGAUGCUUCAAAAUUAGAAAAAUGGUUUGAUGAUAAUGCUGAAGAUAUCGAGAAUGUUAAAGAUGUUGAAUUAAAUCAAAAUCCUAUAUAA
Entrophospora sp. SA101 is the source of this 135-nucleotide messenger RNA. NCBI's taxonomy places the organism in Eukaryota, Fungi, Glomeromycota, Glomeromycetes, Entrophosporales, Entrophosporaceae. The record is from the annotation of a GenBank genome assembly.